AUGCGGCGACCCCACAGGAUCACAGAGCUCUCCCGGGUGUCCGGCCGCAGGUUUGGGCCGGAGAUGACCGACGGCCAGCUGCACUCCUGGCGCUCCCUUCCUGAGAAGCCCGCGUGUGUCCGGAGUGCCCUGUCGACCACACCCAAGCGCCCUCUGGGCUGGGGACGGAAGAACUCUGGAGCCGUAAGGCGAUUCUUCCCCAAGACCCGUGGGUUCGCCGCCCAAGACAUCCACUGCCAGGCUGGUGCGCUCCGCCGCGCGGCCACCGUCCGAGUCCCGCUGGACGGCGUGCGUUGGACGGAAGCGCCCAGGGGCCGGCCUUGUCCCCGGCAGGGAGCGCGCGCGGGGGCCAGGACCGCUCCUCCCCGCCGGGCUCCUGCGGACCCCGGGUGCUCAGGCGGCCUGGCUCGGAUCGCCGCCGCCGGGGUCCGGCUGCCGACAGUUCCUCCCCGGAACCGCCGAGCCGUUCCGGCCUCGCCAGGGGGCCCACCCGGGAGCCUUUCCCCGCCGUCCCCGCCGCCCUGGCCGUAUCGCUCCCGGAAUCUCAGCGAGUUUCCAGUUUCUCCCCACCUCGGGAGGGAACCAAGCAGCAGAAGGAGUUCAGGUAACACUCCGGGGCUGCAGAGAUUUUCCCGAAACAAAGAAACGGGUAGACAACUCUGUCCUUGUUCCCCAAAAGAAAACGCGCACCCCUGCUCCCCAGCUCCGGGCCGCAGAAGGCCGGUGGUCCAGCAGCCGACUGUGGCCGAGGCGCCGACCCCGAGGCACCCACUACUCCGACCAGUGAGCCAGAGACUCGAAGCAAAAGGUGCCCGGGCCGCGCGCAGCCAACGCGGUGGCCGGGGGGCCUCCGAACGGCGCACCAAGGGAUCCCAGGAGGGUCGCAGCCUCCAGCCCCACCGAGGGCCCUUUGCCCGGCCCAGCCCGGAGAGUCCCGCCGGUGUUAAGGACGCACCUGCCGCGCGCACGCCGCGCACACCUGGCCUCCCGUCCAGUCGCUGCCACCCAGCACGGGGGGCGCUUGACUUGUCUUCCGGCGCCCAGACCUUCCUUUUGCGCCCGGGGCCCGCACGCCAGACUCGCACAGAGAACCGGCCGCGCGCGCGACUUACCCGCGGGGCUCCCUGGCCGGGCGCUCUCCGCCUCUUGCCUUCCUCCUCCGCCGCCUCCGCCUCCCCCUCCUCGCUCGUCUUCCUCGGCCCGGCGCGGAGUCCCCGACGCUCCCCGGCGCUCGCUUAAAUCCCGGGAGGCGGUGUCCGACUGCCAGGAUGUCCUGGUGGCCCGAGUUAAACCUUCCAGGUCGCGUGGGACCCAGGUCGCGUGGGACGGAUAAAGAUUUAGUGAGGUCCGGAGCCGACCACCAAGAAAGAAUUCUUGAGACCUCUGUGAUGCAGAACAGUGGUUUAUUAAAGCCGAGGACAGGACCCGAGGGCAGAUGAGGCGUGGCCUGUUUUAGACCUGCAGGUUGGAAGGUGAAGCUUCACGAAGGUUUUGCUGGCGUGUGCACAGCUCCCUGAGCCUGCGAUCGGGCUGGGUAGCCCGAGGGACCUCCGCGCGAGAGCACCCUUGCCAUCAGCACGAAGCUAGCUCCAGGGAACAAAGGCUCCUCCAUCAAAACAGACCGCGUGGAGAAAACUAGAAACUGAGUUCCUCUUGCUGUCAUUGAACUGCUGCGUCACACCGGCUCUGAAGUGAAGCCCGCUUGCGACUUCUUUUGUGAAUAAUUACGGCAGAAUUUGCAGGAAAACUUGGGAAAUCCUCAGCCACAGGAGUGAAGUAGAAGUAUGUAUCCGGGGAAGGGAAGAAGGAAUCCUAAUGGCAGGCCCAGAGCCCGAUACGGAGCUGGAUCUCAUGACCCUGAGAUCAGGAUCCCGGCCAAAGCCAAGAGCCAGGCACUUGACUGACUGUGCCACCCAGAUGCCCCUAGAAGCCAGGGUUUUUAAAGAUAACUUAGCAGAGGGGCGCCUGAUUCAAAGCAGUCUGUUAAGCCUCUGCCUUCAGCUGAGGUCAUGAUCUCAGGGUCCUCGGAUCGAGC
Molecule: messenger RNA, 2035 nt
Organism: Mustela erminea (ermine)
Lineage: Eukaryota; Metazoa; Chordata; Mammalia; Carnivora; Mustelidae
Product: nascent polypeptide-associated complex subunit alpha, muscle-specific form-like
Exons: 5
Coding region: 1-1239 (412 amino acids)
Source: RefSeq, a predicted model, not a curated record